AUGUUAGAAAUCACUCAUGCUCACAGUAGUGCCAAAAGGAUCUCCCAGGCUGUUAAGAGGAAAUAUCCAAAAGAAGGAAGCUUCAAGAAACAGAAGCGGAACAAAAGCCGUAUGGAACAAAGCUUUUAUAGAAAAAGGGUCCCCUCUUUCCUAUCUUCUCAUAAUGACUCCUCAGAGCACCAUCCCCAUGAGCCAACGCAUUUACCAGAUUUUAUUUUUAAGAUAAUUAAGCUGAAGAAUUUCUGUAACAGUUCAUCAGGCUUCAAAUCUGAGAGUCUUAAAUAAUGAGGAAUUAUGGUCCCUAUUGAUGAGCAAAAAUAAAAAUCUCAAACCAAAGCAUGGUAAAUAAGUGAAUGCCUACUCAUGAGUACCUCAGAAUGGCAUCCUCUAACAUGGUGGACAAGCAAGUCAUCGUUCAGCCUAAGGAGGAGGACAAAAACUUCAAAUAAGGGCAUUGAUAAUCUAAAGAAUCACAUUAAAGUUUUUGACAAGUUUUUAAAUAUUAUUGAUAAAAAUGGCAGAUGGAAGUCCAGUCUUAGCCCUCGUGGCAAGAGGAAAAAUAAUAUGUCCUCUACGAAGUUGAUAAAUAAUAAAAAGGAGAUUCAUCUAAACCCAAAGAGACCAAGACGUAAAAGCUUCUCCACAGAUUCCUACAUGGCAGACACAGAGAAGCACUGCCUGACUUUAACAAGGAAGAGUGAACGAAACAGGAUUUCUGUCAAUGAAUCAGAAUCGCCAAGGAGGAAGAUCGGACAAGACAGCACAAGGAAGUUUUAAUAGACACUUGACAAUGCACAAGAUGGCUAGUAAUAGUUUCAGAAAGAAAGCAGAGACUCCAAAGAUAAACAUCAUCAGUGUGGGUUCCUUUGAAGGAGACCAUGGUUUAGACUCACCUAUUGGCAAACUUAAAGAAACCUCUGCUUUCGUACGGAAGAGCAAACUUGUCCCACUGGAGAUUACUGAGAGAGUAGUACCGGUGAGUCAAGGUAAAAAUAAGGUAGAUUCAACAAAGAAUUUGCCUGAUUCACCCAUUGUUUUUAAGAAUUGUUUCAAAAAUGCUAAAUAAAAGAGCACUUUUUAUGAGGAAAAAGGAAUUUCACUCGAAAUGGAAAAAGGAAAUUAAAUAAAUUCGAUAAAAUUCUUGACCUCAGGCAAAGCAGUCAGCCUGCUUUGCUGGAAGAGAAAAACAGCUUAUCCAAUUCAGAGAGGGUUCAAUUUAUACAACAAGCACUAAAUAAGGAGAUUAUUGGUAGUAUUGAUCAUGACGCUGAGAUUAUUAAUCGCAAGGUUACCCAAUCACAUCAGCAUUUUUGGAAAAUAUAUAAACACCAAAUUCCUUUGAAGUUAUAUCAAACAAAUUAUAGUCAAAAUUUGAGGAAUCAUCAUCCAAAAUCGAGUCUGGGCACAUAUAAAUCAUACGAGGGGCCAGAGCCCAAGCAGCUAAAAUCGAAAUCAAAAGUUGUAGAAUUUAUCAACCAAUUUUACACGAAUGGGAGUAAAAUUUACCCCUCAACCGUUACAGGAAAGGGUAAAGGAAUCAGGUCUUAUAGUAGGAUCAAGAAUACAAGAAUUAACCCAGCGACACCUGACAUGAAUCGCAUGGAUAACUUUCCAAAACUAUCACAAACUCCUAUAAAGACAAGCCCCCAUUUAAGUCCUAAACCUCGAGAAAUCUGCCGAAACCAAGGAAAUCUAGAGAACAGCUCCCCAGCCGGAGGCAUGAGUGCUCUCCUGAAUGCCUUCAGUCCUAUAAAGAAAAGAGAAAUUGAUUUCAAGCGUAGAAGAGUCAAGCCAUUAUUUCGGAGAGAAUAA
Moneuplotes crassus is the source of this 1812-nucleotide messenger RNA. Lineage: Eukaryota; Ciliophora; Spirotrichea; Euplotida; Euplotidae. The record is from the annotation of a GenBank genome assembly.